AUGAGUGAAUAAAUUUUAGAGUAAGUAUUAGAACAAAGAUUAGGAUUUGGAAAGCAUUAUUGGAGAUAAUUCUUUAUCAUAAGUUUCAUUGACUUCCUUGAUGGUGCUGAGUUUCUAUAUUUAGCUUUAUUAACUCCGGCAUUAAAAUAGGAAUGGAAUUUGUCAAUAUUAGAACUUUCAAUUUUUGGAUCAUCAUUUACUUUUGGGUUAACAAUAGGUUCAAUAAUUUGUGGAUUCUUAGCAGAUAAAAUGGGAAGGAAGAGUAUUUUAAUAAUAGCAACAGUUUUUCAAGUAUUUUAUUUUUAUUAUAAAGGCUGCAGUCGUUUUUCUUACAGUAUUUUGUUAAAACAUAAUUUAAAUGAGCCUGCUUAGACUUAUAUAUGGGACUGUAAUUGGUAUGAAUCUUGCGAUUAGUUCAAUAUUAAUGAUUGAAGUUACUCCAAAGCUUCAUAGAGGAAAAAUUAUAGUGGCUCUUUAAGUACUAAUAUUGUUGGGAAGAUGUUGGAUAAUGAUAUUAGGAUAUAUUUUUAUGGAAAGUAUUUCUAUUGGUAACUGGAGAGCCAUCUCUUUAUGUAAUUGUAUACCAUGUUUGCUUUGUCUAAUUGGAACAAUUUUUUGGAUUUAAGAAUCUCCAAGAUUUUUGAUUUUAAAUGAAGAAAUUCAAAAAGGAAUAGAUAAUCUAAAUUAUAUUGGAUAAUUUAAUAAUUCAGAAUAUUAGAUGUUAACUGAUGAUGAAAUUUAGAGUAUAAAAGAAUGGGCAUAAAUGUAAAAAUUGCAUCAUUAAUAAUAAUAAUAAUAAUAAAAUAAUUCUAUUAAAUAACUUUUUAAUUAAGAAAAUUUAACAAUUACAUGGAGGAACUAUUUGAUAAAUUUUUUGUUUAUGUUUGCAAUGAUGGCUAUCUUUAAUAUUUUACCAUUUAUUUUGGAUGAUGAAAACAAAUCAUUGUUACAUUUAUAUAUUGUAGAUAUAGGUGAAAUCCCAGCUUUAUUUGUUAUGUUAUAUAGUAUAGAUAAAUUUGGUAGAUUACCUACUUUAUUAUUUUCUACAACUGUGCUCAUUUUAAUCCUUUUUUCUAUUUGGUAUUGGAAAUUGUAUGUAAUCAUUAUUGGACUCACCAUCUUUAAAUUUUGCUGCAAGAUAAAUUGUGGAACAUUAAGUGUUUUAUUUGCUGAAUCCUAUCAUACAUUAUAUAGAUCCUUAGGACUUGGAACAACAAAUGCAAUGGGAGGAUUAGCAGGAUCUCUGGCACCAUUUUUGAUCUUUCCAAUCUAUUUCUAUAAUUAUUAUUUGCCAUUUUUAAUUUGUAGUGUGAUUAGUUUAAUCACACUAGUAUUAUUAAUGUUUUAUCCUAUUGACUUAACCAAAAAGGCAUUAGAUUAGCUAAAACAAAAAUGA
Molecule: messenger RNA, 1396 nt
Organism: Paramecium primaurelia
Lineage: Eukaryota; Ciliophora; Oligohymenophorea; Peniculida; Parameciidae
Source: the annotation of a GenBank genome assembly